Helicoverpa zea (corn earworm) is the source of this 2488-nucleotide messenger RNA. It is a transcript of the gene Invadolysin, whose product is annotated as leishmanolysin-like peptidase. Lineage: Eukaryota; Metazoa; Arthropoda; Insecta; Lepidoptera; Noctuidae. Gene Ontology annotation, biological process: proteolysis; cell adhesion. Bases 127 to 2211 code for a protein of 694 amino acids. Gene Ontology annotation, cellular component: membrane; cytoplasm. Gene Ontology annotation, molecular function: metalloendopeptidase activity. The transcript is spliced from 18 exons. The record is from RefSeq and is a predicted model, not a curated record.
AUUUAAUUUAGUAUGCUCGCGAAAUUCUCAGUGGGAGCACGUAUAAUAAUAUUCUCCUAAUUUUAAAAUGUAAACAAACCGUUUUUGUUAUCGUUAGUGAGUGCAAUAUAUCUUCUAGUAACCAAAAUGUACCUAAACAUAGGUAGUGUGUUGUGUUUUGUGCUGUUUAUGUGUCCAAAAAGUGGUUUUUGCGACACAAUAAGUGAACAUAAACAUGUUCAUUGUACACAUGAACAUCCAAAGGCUGACGAAGUAGUCCGAGGGGUUCACAUAGAGCCUGCACAUAUAGUCAAGAAAAGAAGCAUAGACCAGCCAUUAAGAAUUAGUAUAUUUUAUGACCAUUCCGUCUAUAGGUUAGAACCAGAGAAGUUUGACAUGAUAAAUAAUACAAUACUGCCGGAAGCAGUGAAGUUUUGGGAACAAGCUUUAAAAGUCAGAAAAACUGGUGGCCCCAUCAGAUUAAAUAGAAAAUGUCCCACACGACAAGUAUUCGUCCGAGACGGCAGGACGCAUUGCAUCGACAAAUGCAAUGUUGAAACUAUGUGUGGAGAAGUUAAAGUUCCUGAGGAACAUUUAAAUCUAUGCUACGUAUGCAACAGUACUGGACACAACUGCAGAGCUCUGCCGCGACAGAUCAGAGUGGAGGAUGACGCACCUACUGAUAUCGAUGGCAAUUCCAUCAAUGAUGGCACUGAGGUACCACCAGACACAGAAGAGCCAGAAGACUUUCAAGGAGUAGAAGACACGGAUUUCGUGUUGUAUGUCAGCGCGGUGGAGACGGAGCGAUGUCGGCGCGGACAAACUGUGGCUUAUGCGUCACAUUGUCAACAGGAGUCGGCUUUGGACAGGCCGGUAGCAGGGCAUGCUAACUUCUGCCCGGGCGAGCUGUCAACGAAGUAUAGAGACCUGCCCUCCGUGCUGUCUACGGUCAAGCACGAAAUGUUACACGCACUUGGAUUCAGUGUAUCACUCUUCGCGUUUUAUAGAGACGAAAAUGGCGAGCCCCUGACUGAAAGAAGACCGGAUACAGGGAACCCGCCAAUGGAUGAAGAGUUACAAAUCCACAAAUGGUCUGACCGCGUAGUGAAGAAUAUUACACGAAAGAAUUGGAUGAUCAGAGGGGGUUACAUGGAAAGGACUUUCCAUAUGAUUGUCACACCAAGAGUUGUUAAAGAGGUCCGUGAUCAUUUCAACUGUUCAGAGCUUGAGGGGGCUGAACUUGAAGACCAAGGAGGUGAUGGUACAGCUCUUACACAUUGGGAGAAAAGGAUUUUUGAAAACGAAGCCAUGACCGGCACCCACACACAGAACUCAGUGUUCAGUCGUAUAACAUUCGCCCUAAUGGAAGAUACGGGCUGGUACCGCGCCAACUACGAACAUGCCACCCCACUGGACUGGGGGCGAGGGUUGGGGUGCAAGUUCUCUAUGGUCUCCUGCAAGCAGUGGCUGAAUACUCAAAGGUUUAGACGUAAGAAUCCCGCGCCAUUUUGCGAGAGAAUCAAAGGCAAUCCUUUGCGGACUGAGUGUUCUCCAAGAAGGAACGCUGUCGUACUGUGUAAUCUAGUGCGACAUGACACUAUACUGCCGAGAGCUUAUCAGCAUUUCGACACCCUACCCAACGUGGCUCCGGGCGAGGAAGCUCACUACGGCGGUUCAGUCUCCCUGGCGGACUACUGUCCGUACCUUCAGGAGUUCACGUGGAGACACAAGAGUGUGCUCAUCAGAGGCAGUCGAUGUUCCUAUGAGGAGAAUACUCCUAAAACAGAUGUAAACUUCGCCUUGGAGAAUUACGGGGCGCACUCCAAAUGUUUUGACCACAGCGAGAGGGUGUGGGAACAGAAAUCUUGUAGACAGAUAAGAGAAUGGCAACACUGGGGUUCAGGGUGCUAUAAAUAUAAAUGUGAAAGUGGUCGACUGCAUAUAGUGGUGGGCAACUACUCGUACACAUGUUUCCACGCGAGCCAGGUGCUACAGAUUAGAAUAAUAAAACGCGGUUGGCUGCACAAAGGAGGCGUCGUCUGUCCUCCUUGCAGGGAACUCUGUGGUGAAGAGUUUGCGUCUAGAAACGAGUACUGCAAAGGUGGCGAGGAGCCUCUACCUCCGAAUUUAUAUCCCAACGAUGUUCUAACUUGUUCAGCUGUCAGUUUGACAGCUCCCGCCAUUUUGAUAGCCGCCAUCUUGGUUUUAGUAGUUAAUGUCACUCAGAAAUAAGACUCUCUUUGUAAGUUUCUAUAUAUAAAAAUGCCGACUUAAUUAGCGUGAAAAUUAUAAUGUACUUGAUUUGAGAUUUAAAAGCCUGUGAUGAUUGCAGCCGUGUAAAAAUUUUUGCAACAGUAACGGAAAAAACAAGUUUUCAAAGUAUUUAUAAAAUGGCAGCCGAAAAAUUAAUACAAAAUGUUACUAAGCUCCCUGUCUUGUCCUAAAGUGUGAACGUGUGUUGAAAAUAAGUCGUAUAUAACUUAUUUUAUUUCUAUUUUUAAUUUAAAUG